This is a messenger RNA of Ustilaginoidea virens, 891 nucleotides long. RefSeq lists its product as uncharacterized. NCBI's taxonomy places the organism in Eukaryota, Fungi, Ascomycota, Sordariomycetes, Hypocreales, Clavicipitaceae. The coding region runs from base 1 to 891 and encodes 296 amino acids. Gene Ontology annotation, cellular component: mitochondrion. The record is from RefSeq and is a predicted model, not a curated record. The transcript has 2 exons.
AUGAAGGCAACCGACCAGGAAGAAGCACUGGCGCCCCCUUCCUCGGGGGCCCUCGCGGCACAACGCCCCGUUUCCUCGGCGCCGGAGUGGAAUACCCGACAUCUGCCUUGGCGGCUGGCUGCCGAUGCUGCCGGAGGCGUGUGCGCCGGCGCUCUCGUCGCGCCCGUCAUUUCCAUCAUCGACCGAUCCAUCAUGGAAAACGCCUCUGGGCGCAGCUCGCUCCUCGACUCGAUACGGUCCUCGGUCCGAAACCUGAUGCGCCACCCCCGGACGUCGCUCUUGUCGCGGCCCUGCGCGCUCAUCUUCGUGCUCUACGGCGGCACCUUCCUGACCGCCAACGCGCUCGAUACCGCACUCUCCACCGUCGCCAACCAGGACCCCGCGGCCGUCUCCUCCGGCGCAGGCAAGUUCGUCGCCUCGUCCGCCUCCAACAUCGGCCUGUGCAUGUACAAGGACCGCUCCUUCGUGCGCAUGUUCGGCCCCGUCGGCUCCGUCCCGCGCCCCGUCCCGCUGCCCUCGUACGCAUUCUUCACCCUGCGCGACUGCCUGACCAUUCUGGCUUCCUUCAACCUGCCGCCGCUCCUGGCGCCCUACAUAGACGCUCGCCUGUCGGCCGACAUCAAGGCCCGUCUCUCGGGCCACUCGGCUGCGCAGUUCGCGGCCCCCGCCGCCGUGCAGUUCUUCUCUACUCCGCUGCACCUGCUCGGCCUGGAUCUCUACAACCGCCCGGGGCAGGCGCCCGCUGUGCCCUGGCGCGAUCGGCUCGCCCUCGUCCGCUCCAACUGGCUCGUCAGCUCGGUCGCGCGAAUAUGCCGCAUCGUCCCGGCUUUCGGUGUCGGAGGCGUGGUCAACACGAAAGUGAGGCGGGAUUUGAUGGUCAAGCUGCGCUAG